This is a messenger RNA of Chelonus insularis, 2170 nucleotides long. It is a transcript of the gene PIG-T, whose product is annotated as phosphatidylinositol glycan anchor biosynthesis class T. The record is from RefSeq and is a predicted model, not a curated record. Gene Ontology annotation, biological process: attachment of GPI anchor to protein. Gene Ontology annotation, cellular component: GPI-anchor transamidase complex. Bases 352 to 2067 code for a protein of 571 amino acids. Lineage: Eukaryota; Metazoa; Arthropoda; Insecta; Hymenoptera; Braconidae. The transcript has 7 exons.
UUAGAAUUUUUUUUUUACAUUUAUAGAAAAGGAUCAAGAAAAAUAAAAUAAAAACCUUUAUUUUGACAUGUAAAUAGUUCAUGUAUUGUCAACAAAAGUUGCACUAUUAAAAUUCCAGUUUGCAACUGUGUCCGCUAGACAGCGCAAGAAUAAAAAAUAUGAAGUUUAUUUACUCUGUCUUAAAUAUCAUUUAAAUAUUAUUACGUAUAUAAAUAAUUUCUGAUGUUAAUCAUCUUGUGCUAAAACAUAAAUGUUAUGAAAAUUAUGCUGAGUAAAGACAGAAACAAUAAUUACAAAAAAUAGUCAAUCAUAUUUGUUAACAACCUAACCUAGAAAAUAUAUAAAUCAAUCAUGUUCCGGCUCAUUUGGUUAAUUAUUGCUGGACUUUAUUUAGUUAAUGAAAGUGUAGCUUUAAAUAAUGAUUAUAAUGAUUCUUUUGAUGAAGAAUUAUUCAUAAAACCCUUACCCAGUGGUCAUGUUUACGCUUAUUUCCAAUUUACUACUUUAUGGAAUAUUACAAAGCAACAUAAUUUACUUCAUCAUUCACAUCUUUUUCCUAGAGGAUUAGCAGUAUUAAUAGCUAGACAUAAUGUCGAUGAAUUACACAUCAGUUUAACGUCUGGUCUAUGGAGACAUCAAAAAUGGGGAUAUCCUGUUUAUGAUGCUGGACCUGGUGCUGAAAUAUGGGCUUGGUUUAAUGAAAGUGUUGAUGAUGUCGAUGAGGCUUGGAAAGGCCUUACGAGUGCACUAUCAGGAUUGCUAUGUGCUUCAUUUAAUUUUGUAGAUUCUUCCAAUAGUUUAUCUCCUGAAUUUAGUUUUAGACCUACAGGUGUUCAUGAACAUACACCAAAUUCCAGUCAUUUGCGAUACUCCUCAUUGCCGAGAGAAAUUGUUUGUACUGAAAAUCUUACGCCAUUCAAAAAAUUAUUACCAUGUGAUUCAAAAAAAGGUUUAGUGACCUUAUUAAAUUCAGCCUAUAUUCACAAUACUAAUUAUCAUUCUAUUGGAAUCCACUUCCGUUCAAUUUGUGGUAAUGUUGAAUGUACAAAAACUUCUUUAGAAUUACGACAAACAGUUUCCCUUGUUUAUGAUUUGAUGGCUGAUGAAAAUCAAGACUGGUCUGUGAGAAAACUCUUUGGAAUGGGCCUCCAAGGUGUAUGUCCUUUAGCUACGCUUAGUAAUAUAUAUGUUGAUGUAUCAACUAAUGAAACAAUUCAUACAUACCAAAUAACACCACCACCAAGUUCUACUAUACUAAGUAUACGUGGUGGUCAACAUAGUAAAAUAGCAUUUUAUGACAAUAGAUCAUUUACUAGAAAAGGAAUAUUGAAUGUUGCUGCUGUUCAUAAUAAACCAAGAGCAACUUCUGUUAAUUAUCCAGCAAUAUUAUCAGCUAAUAGAUAUAUUAUUGACUUUGGUCAAGAGAAGUGUAGUCUUAUAACAAAGUUAUACAACAAUCAUUGGCAGUCAAUUGACGUUAUUUUACUUGAAAAUAUUCCAUGGUACUUAUCUGUAUAUGUACAUACGUUGGAAAUAACUCGAGGAGAUGAAAUAGUUAAACCACUUGCUUUACGAUAUCUCCCAGGUCAAGAGCGAAAAAAGCCAUACUACCUUGAACUAAUUAUACGAUUGCCUCCUAGAUCAGUAACGAAAUUCUCAAUUAAAAUGGAUUAUCUAUUUCUUAAAUGGCAAGAAUACCCACCUGAUGCUAAUCAUGGUUUUUAUAUGGGUCCAGCAAUAAUCACAGCAAUAUUGCCGUCUGCUAGAAAUUAUACUGGAUUACCCAUUGAUGGAAGUACCAUUACAUCAAGUUUCAACGCUUCUAGACCUGGAUAUCUAGUUCAGUUGAGAACGGAAACGAUACUUAUUAGUCUACCAACACCAGAUUUUAGCAUGCCAUAUAAUGUGAUUUGUUUGGCAUGUACAGCGAUAGCAUUAGCUUUUGGACCUCUGCAUAAUAUUGCAACUAAGAGGCUGGUAGUUAGAAAUACGGAGCCAGGUUGGAAGGAGAAAUUGAUUAUUGCUUUAAAAUCCAAAUUCUUUAAACAAAAAGAUAAGAAAGAGUAGUAUUUUAAUUUAUCUGUAAAUCGUUAGAAAAUUUAUUUUUCCUCAAGAAUUUUAAAAUAAUUUCGAUUAACAGUAAUAGCGUAUGUACAAUAAAUAUAUUUUU